CAAGGACGGAAAUCACUUCCUGUUUUUAGCUUAGCCCUCGACAGACGCAUUUCUUUGAUUCAAAUCAUGAGUGUUUUCAGUGGAUGUAGGAAACUGGUGUCGUCUGUGUUUAAAAGAAGCGUUUUACUGGAACAAAGUGGUUUUCAGAGACACGUCUUCAGAGAACCACGUCACAGUCUGUGUCUGACCAGACGUUUCACACCGAGUUCAGCUUCACGUCAGCUGCGACCUCAUGUGUUCACCUGUCAACUGAACACGAGAUGUUACUCAGAGGUGAAGAGUCAGAGCAGGGAUUCAGAGAAGGACGCCGAGGUUUCUACAGAGGAAUCACACGAGAGUCCCGGUGACAGCAGCGCCCCGGGACCCUCAGAGUCGUUCACUCUUGAUGUGCUGGUGUCUCUGCUGCGUCAGGAAAAUGCAGCGGACAUCUGCGUGAUUAAAGUUCCAGACCAGAUCAAAUAUGCAGAGUACUUCAUCGUCGUCACUGGAACAUCCCAGAGGCACCUCCGGGCAAUGGCACUUUAUGCCAUCAAAGUGUACAAGUUCCUGAAGAAAGAUGGUGAUCCGAAUGUGAAGACCGAAGGGAAGGAUGCAGAGGACUGGAUGUGUAUUGACUUUGGUAAUAUGGUUGUUCACUUCAUGCUGCCAGAGGCCAGAGACGUGUACGAACUAGAGAAGCUCUGGACACUCCGCAACUACGAUGAACAGCUGAUGAAGAUCCCUGUUGAGAAGCUUCCAGAAGACUUCAUCUAUGAUGUUGACAUCAAGUGAAAACGCAAGAAAUCAUCGAUUCAUAGACUUUCAUUCUAAUGUUGGGAUCAUUGUUUCCCAUCUCUGUGGUAUUUAUUGACAUGUUGAAUAACUUUGGACAAUGAAACACAAUUUGCAUGAAUUCAUUUCUAAUGCAUCGGCUUUUCUGUUGAGUCACUACCCCAGCAUAUUGAUCAAAUGAUUUAUAUUUUUCAUAUUAGGUCAUCCAAUGGAAUUUGUUUUAUGUGUUUUCAAAGGUUUCAUAUUUGUUGAGUCUGCUGAAGAGAAAAAUGGUUUAACAUGUUGAUGGUAAAAAUGAAUUAUUUUUAUACUAUUCUAGGUCUCUAUAAAUUAUUCUCAGUAUUUCCUUGUAUAUAUACAUACUCGCUUUGUCAAUGAAAAUAACCUUUAGCUGCAGACUAUUGGAGCCGUAAUUUCAUUUGAACCAAAUUGAGCUGAAAAAGUAUUAAAACCCUUGAGUAUCGUUGAAAAAAAAAUCUUUUAGACGUAAUAUUCUUGCAUUACAAAUUAUUGCUGUAAUUCUGAACACAUCAAACUUUAAUGCAAGAGAACUAAAGCUCAUGAAAUGGAAAUUCAAGAAAACCCCCAGAACUUCAAAGUGCUUACUGAAGCAUAUUCAUGUCAAUGCACUCGGUCACCUUCCACUUGUGAGCUCAAUCCACUGAGCCGUUUGUUGUCUGCAGAACUGUAAAACACUUUUCCAAAGUGGAGAUUAUGUGAGGUUAACAAAACAAGGCACUGCACUUCACACUUUCAAGCAGAAAUAUUGUUGCCUCCACCAAACAAGACGGUGUCAUGAUGUGCAUUCACUCAAAUCUGCUGAAAGAUUGGUCAGUAAAUUGGUCAUUUAAGGCCGGUCAGCACUUAUGUAACUCAGAGCCUCUACAGUCUUACAACUGUACAAUCUAAGGAUUCUAUGCUAUAUUUUUACUUUCUGUCACUACAUUAACAUACAAAUGCAUGUUUGUAAAGCUUCCAAUUAUUGAAGAGACAUAUUUUUGUGAAGAAUCGGCCUGAUGCAAACCCUGAAAAAUACUACAUGAGAGCAUAACGACACACAUGCACGCCCUGAUAAAUUCCUUGCAAGUGACCGUUUCGUUCCAUUGAGCCUCUGUGAGAUCAGGGCAUUAGCUAAAUGUGAAAAUGUAAUGAAGCAGGAGAAGCCCACAGAGCCCGACAGGACCUGGUGUUUGGAUGUUUCUCUGCCUGUUGAGCUUACACUUAACAUGUUCGGAAAUUAAGAUCAUGACUCUCACUAAUGUUCUCACUAACACACUGAAUAACAAAGUUAAUAAUGACAAUCAAUCUCAGCAGCUUCACAAAACCAUAGGAAAAACCUACUAAAAUACGAAAUUGUGGUCGUUAAACUGUUAAUAAUAAAAUAUUUAUACUUUAACCAUCAAAUAGCCAAUUUAAAAUGCACAAGUGCUAUUUUGUAGAUAAUGGUUGCACAUGAGUGAAAUCGUAGAAUACAAGUGCAAGACUUUGCUUAAGACCUUUUGUUGCCCAAACUGUGUUCAUAGUAGAUAAGCAAAGCCACACUAGUGGGAACAUUGAAAGGAGUGAAAUAAAAAUAUGAAUUCUAUUACA
This is a messenger RNA of Platichthys flesus (European flounder), 2361 nucleotides long. It is a transcript of the gene malsu1, whose product is annotated as mitochondrial assembly of ribosomal large subunit 1. Gene Ontology annotation, biological process: negative regulation of ribosome biogenesis; negative regulation of translation. Bases 67 to 771 code for a protein of 234 amino acids. Gene Ontology annotation, molecular function: ribosomal large subunit binding. NCBI's taxonomy places the organism in Eukaryota, Metazoa, Chordata, Actinopteri, Pleuronectiformes, Pleuronectidae. The transcript is spliced from 4 exons. Gene Ontology annotation, cellular component: mitochondrion. The record is from RefSeq and is a predicted model, not a curated record.